Messenger RNA from Lolium rigidum, 1494 nucleotides. RefSeq names its product type IV inositol polyphosphate 5-phosphatase 9-like. The record is from RefSeq and is a predicted model, not a curated record. Bases 1 to 1494 code for a protein of 497 amino acids. Lineage: Eukaryota; Viridiplantae; Streptophyta; Magnoliopsida; Poales; Poaceae. Gene Ontology annotation, molecular function: phosphatidylinositol-3,4,5-trisphosphate 5-phosphatase activity; inositol-polyphosphate 5-phosphatase activity; phosphatidylinositol-4,5-bisphosphate 5-phosphatase activity. Gene Ontology annotation, biological process: phosphatidylinositol dephosphorylation. The transcript has 8 exons.
AUGGAGGAGAACCCAAAGUUGGCACAAGUCAGCACCAUUUCCCUCCACCGGCUCGUCCCUGAGUUUGCGGGGUUGGGGGCGGACGCCUUGCAGGAAAACGAUACCGUCAGGUACAGGGUGUUUGCCGGUACAUGGAAUGUUGGUGGCGUGGCGCCGCCGGGCGAUUUAGUCCUGGAGGAUUGGCUGGACACCAGGGCCUGCAACUCCUACGACAUAUACGUUCUUGGGUUCCAAGAGAUGGUGCCUCUGAACGCGAGGAACGUGCUCGGACCCAAGAACAGCUCCAUAUCUAGCAAGUGGAACCAACUCAUCGGAGACGCACUGAACAGCACGGGAAGAAGGCGAGAAGAAGAAGAGACGGCGGCACCUUUGCACCACGAGCAGAAGCAGUUCAGGUGCGUCACGAGCAAGCAGAUGGUCGGUGUCUUCGUCUCCGUUUGGAUGAGGAGCGGCCUCCGCCGCCACGUCCGCCACCUAGGCGUCUCCUGCGUCGGCGCCGGCGUCCUUGGCCGUCUCGGCAACAAGGGUGCGGUGUCCGUCCGGUUCUUGCUGCACGGCACGAGCUUCUGCUUCGUCUGCUGCCACCUGGCCUCCGGCAGCAAGGACGGCGAUGUGCUGCUCCGCAACGUCGACGCGGCGGACAUCCUAUCGAGGACCAGAUUUCGCCGAUGCCGCACCGCAGCGCCGGACGAGGAGCUGCCUUCCAAGAUCCUUGACCACGACCGCGUGGUGUUGCUUGGCGACCUGAACUACCGAAUCUCCAUGGACGACGCCGAGGCGCGGCUGCUGGUGAGUGCCAACAAGUGGAGCACGCUGCUGGAGAAGGACGAGCUGCUGCUCGAGCUCUACAGGGGGCGGAGCUUCGACGGCUGGAGCGAGGGCCUAGUCACUUUCCCCCCGACAUACAAGUACCACCGCAAUUCCGACAAGUUCUACUGGUGCAUCGACGGCGGCGGUGGCCGGACGCAGCAGCGAGCGCCGGCAUGGUGCGAUCGUGUCCUCUGGCACGGCAAGGGGCUGAAGCAGAUCCGGUACGAGAGGUGCGGCGGGUACAGGCUCUCGGACCACCGGCCGGUCAGGGCGGUGUUCGACGCCGUGUGCGAGGUUCCCAGACCUGUAGAAUCGUUCUUACAGGCUACAGGGCUUAUGUGCUUUCAGAUAACACAGACAGUCCGCCUCACUAACGAUAGCUGUCACAACACCAACAAGCUUAAUGAAGGGGGUGUCCGUGUCGGGGCCUCAUGCCCGGACCUCACCUACGCAAAUCAUCAGAGUACAGGAAGCCUCACCAAAACGUCGAACGUCGCUGCCACCAACUUCCAGCGGCCCAUCUUCAGGAAGGAUCAAGGCAUUGAUCUUGAUAGGUCUGCCAUCGACGCCACCACAGCGUCAGACAACGCCACCACCCUGCUCUCAUCCAUCGUCACACGCCAGCCAGUGAAACCCCCGCUGCACCACGCCGCCGAGACCCGCCACCAUCAACGCGGUAGAUGA